UCAAUAUCGCACCUUCGUUUACUCGAUCUCACAUGCCAUCACAGAGAACACAUUCCGAUUUCCAGACUCGUCUCCUGUCAUCUGGAAAUAAUGUGCGAGUGCGGUGUAGGCCGGGCAACCGUGUCAUAUGACACAGGCAAACACCAGGAAGCUUCUGAUUCUAGCCUUCUCUCGAGCUGCUCCAUUCGAGCACGAACAUAUCGCCUCAUUUGGAACUGGGCUUCAUAGGCGACGCGAAACGACCCUGACCGACAUCUACCGUCCAACAUGACCGGUCUCCCUGCUACCAGGAAAUCAAUUGGCAUUCGUCAACCUGGUGAUAUAGAUGUCCUCGAGCUUCUUGAAUUCCCUCUGGAACCAGCACCUGCGGAGAUCGUCGUUAAGGCGGAAUAUCUAGGCAUCAAUUUCAUCGAUACAUACUUUCGAAAAGGCCUGUACCCGUUGAAGCAACUGCCUUCUGGAAUCGGCUCCGAGGUUGCAGGGACUAUCGUUGCCUUACCGACGUCCUCCGAUGUGCUAGCAGACCCGGAGUACAAGGCGCGCGGCUUCAAGAUUGGAGACAGAGUCGUUUCAAGCGGAAGAAUCACAGGUGGACACUCGGAUUACGCGACUGUCAACUGGCGGGCCGUUUUGGUUCUCCCGCCGAAUAUCUUUACGCGCGAUGCUGCCGCCGCUUCCUCCCAAGGUCUCACGGCGCUGACGUUCAUCGAGGAAGCGUACAAAGUCAAGAAGGGCGACGUGAUCCUUGUGCAUACCGUAGCUGGUGGCUUGGGACUGCUUUUCGCUCAACUGAUCAAACACCGAGGCGCCACGGUCAUCGGGACGACCUCGACCAAGGAGAAGGCCGAACUCGCCAAGGCCAAUGGCGCCGAUCACGUGAUUUUGUACAAGGACGAAGACACGGUGAAACGCGUAUUGGAGCUGACCGAUGGGCAGGGCGUGGACGCCGUUUUCGAUGGUGUCGGGAAGGACACGUUCGACAGCAACUUUGUGAUGCUCAAGCGCAAGGGAACAUUGGUCUCGGUCGGCAAUGCAUCUGGGGCCGUUCCGCCUAUGGCACCUUUACGAUUGGUCGAGAAGAACCUCAAGCUGCUGAGACCCACUGUGGGUAACUAUCUUGUCACUGCUGAAGAGAUCAAGCAUUACACGGGAGAACUGUUCAGGCUACUCUCGAGCGGAGAGUUGAAGAUCCAGAUUUUCAAAGAGUAUCCAUUUUCUGCAGACGGAGCAAAGCAGGCACACAGAGAUCUUACUGGUGGGAAGACCACGGGAAAGCUGCUGAUUAAAGUUGAAUAACCACAAAUCUUAUGGACACUGCUUGGAAGACAAAUGAUCCAUCUUAAGCCUUAGGGCAAGUAGAAAAGGUGCUAUCAUUUGGGAAUGCUAUAAGCGUUACAAGUCUAUGAAUGGAUGGAUAGAUAGAUAGAUUAACCGGAGUGUUGUCUUUGUCUCCUAUAAAGAUAUUAUCUAUAUGUGGGUAGGUCAAAAUCCGUCAGAUUUUUAUGGUAUCAAACAGUUGUCUUGCAAUGGUAUGAAAGAUAGAUUAGUUUGUUAAGAACCAAACUUGGAUUUUCAUGCGGUUUUUGCAGAGUACUUGGGGGUUCCUGUCGUGUCACUGAUCACACUUGUCCGUUGUCUUUGUCUUUCGUAUACUAAUAGUCUGGCACGACUACAAAUGAUUGGGCCAGUAUCACGAGAUCGGGAUUAAAGCGGAACAUGUGCCAAACCUGGUACCCGAAAAGUCGUAAGUUGCGACUUUUCGAUCCCACAUCUCGUCACCCUGGGAAGUCUAGAAACGUUCCUGGCCGCCUACGAGGUACCACUAGCUCGUCGGGCACCAUGUGAUAUGGCCGAGGCGAUAUGAGAAAGCAGUUCAUAUUCUGGCCCGUCGUCUCGGGCGGCUUCAGUCCAACUGGAGCGUAUUACCUCAUCUGAAACUGCCCUUUAUAGGCGACGCGCAACGGCCUUGACCGUCAUCUCUUGUCCACCAUGACUGGUCUGCCAGCUACGAGGAAAUCCAUCGGCAUUCGCCAACCUGGGGAUGUAGAUGUCCUCGAGCUUCUUGAAUUCCCUCUGGAACCAGCGCCUGCGGAGAUCGUCGUUAAGGCGGAAUAUCUGGGCAUCAAUUUCAU
Mycena citricolor is the source of this 2132-nucleotide messenger RNA. NCBI's taxonomy places the organism in Eukaryota, Fungi, Basidiomycota, Agaricomycetes, Agaricales, Mycenaceae. The record is from the annotation of a GenBank genome assembly.